Messenger RNA from Ipomoea triloba (trilobed morning glory), 2155 nucleotides. RefSeq names its product WEB family protein At1g12150-like. The transcript has 2 exons. Lineage: Eukaryota; Viridiplantae; Streptophyta; Magnoliopsida; Solanales; Convolvulaceae. The record is from RefSeq and is a predicted model, not a curated record. Bases 48 to 1955 code for a protein of 635 amino acids.
GGUGGUAGGCUAGGCUAGGCUAGAAUAGGAUAGGUGCUAUCUAAAAGAUGUUUGGAUUCAGCAUAAGAACCAGACAGAACCAGAAUGCUCCUCCUGCUGCUCCUCCUUCGCCAAGGGUAACAAGCUCACCGAGGGUCCUUGGUUCUCCGGCGGCCACCAACUCGCCGAGGCAUGUUGGCACUCCUGUGGCCAAAAACUCCCCGAAACAAGCUGAGGUUGGGGAGAUCGACACCCGGGCACCUUUUCGAUCUGUCAAAGCUGCUGUUAAUUUAUUUCGCGAAGCCAGUAACAACGCCAGUAACUCCCCCAAAGCUCAGCCCACCAUCAUCAAGAAAGCCACCAAAGCCCCAGAUGAGAGAGUUUUGGUGAAGGAAACACAGCUGCAUUUGAUAAUGAAAGAGCUUGAUAGCUUGAAAGAGCAGCUAAGAAACACAGAAGCCACAAAAACCCAGGCACAUAAGGACCUAGAAAGGGCGAAGAGGACGCUGAACGAGCUAACCGGGAAGCUGGAAACCAUCUGCGAGGCGAAGCAGGCGGCCAUUGAGGCCACAGAAGCGGCCAAAGUUAGGGCCACAGAACUGGAGAGGGUGCAGAAAUCCACCAGGCUAGGCAGUGACGAUGCUUGGAAAGAGCACGUGGACAACGAGAGAGAGCAGUACAAAUUCUCGGCAGGGGCACUCAACUCCGCCAAGCAAGAGCUAGCUAACCUGAGGCAAGAUUUCGACGCGGUUUUGGAAGCCAAACUGGCCGCGUUCCAACAGGCCGGGGAUGCCCAGCACGCCACCUCGGUUAACCAGGAGAGGGAGAGCGAGUUCUCAAAGGAGGUGGCCACUCUGCGCCAGACCUUAGCUCAGGUCAAGCUCGCCCCGCUCCAGGCUCAACAAGAGAACGCCAAGCUUUACGCCGAGCGAGAGGCUCACCUCCAGUCCCUCAAAGCCGCAAAGCAAGAGACUGAUCAAAAACUCAAGGCUCUCAGGGAAUUGGAAGAAGCUCAUCCUGGAAUCAACAAAACUCUCGCAGCUAAGCUCGAAGAAACAAACGCCACCAUGGACGUCCUGCGCGAGCAGCUAAACAAUGUCAAGAUUUCAGAUAUUGCCGAUUGGAAAGAUGUAUCUUCGGAGCUCGAGAAUUCCAAGAUCGGGCUGCAACAAAUCCUCGCAGAGCAAGAAUCUCUCAAGACUCUGGUGGAUUCCCUCAAGGUAGAACUCGAAAACGUGAAUGCACUUCGGUCUGAAUUGAGAAGCAAGGCGGCCGAGACAGAUUCAAUGGCCGAAAGAUUGGAGUUCGAGUUAGACAGAAGCAAGAAGGAGCUGGAGGCAACUCUUGCAAGAGCCAAACCAGAAGCCGACAACAUAACCCCGAAAAUCCUAGAGCUAUCUUCAGAGGCAGAGCGAGCCCUGCAAGAAGCCGAGGAAAUGAAGAAGAGCGCUGAAACUUUCAGAAAAGAAGCCGAGAAGGCUAAGGUUGCAGCUCAGGAAGCAGAGAAGAAGCUGGAAGUCGUACUGAAAGAGGUGGAAGAGGCGAAAGCAGCACAAAAAAUUGCUGACUACAAAAUCCACAGCGCCUCGAAAAAGUUUGCUGCCGAGGCGGCUACUAGCUCAGACUCCUCAAAUGGGGGCGGGAGAAUCAAGCUGUCAGCUGAGGAAUAUGAAUCUCUGAGCAACAAAGUUGAAGAGCUAAAAUCCGAGGCGGAUAUAAAAGUGGCAACCGCCAUGGCUCAAGUGCAAAACAUCAACGCAAGCGCUAAGGAAUUGCUUGAGAAACUGGAAGAGUGUAUGAAACAGAAAGAAGAGGUACAAGCUGCAAUCCAGGAAACUCUGAAGAGAGCAGAAAUGGAUGAAGCAGCAAAACUGGUGGUGGAGUGCGAGCUCCUCAAGUUUCGCCAUAAAGGACACAAUGAAGAAGUUGGAGAAUCCUCUUCUUUUGGCCGAGAAGCUUAUCUGCAGAUGAAUUAAACAACAGGCCGGCCAGGAAAUUAAAGGGAAUCAUAUCCCCAGGAUAGGAAAUCUAAUCCAGUAUAAUAUACAUUUUGCACAAAUUAUUAGUAGAAUUACUUCUAUCAACGAACAUCUGCAUUUUUCUGCUGCAGAACCUGUAAACUAACUAACACAUUGCAUCUUCUUCCAAAAUUUCAAUAGAAGAGAUUUUUAGCAAA